AUGCUUCACCAUUCCAGUCAGCAGCAGCAACAGCAGCACCAGAGAUCAUAUCCACUGCCCCCAAAGCUCAGUCGGCCAGCGUCCGUCCUGCUAGAACCGUCUACAGCCAACCACGCACAAGAAAAGAUCACCCGCCCUCGAUCCCAAUCCCAAGCCGUCUACUCGACCUAUAUUCCUCCACCGACCAUCUCACAGUCCAGUAAUGGCAACAGCAGUGGCAACGGUGGCACCAAUUCCGGACUUGAGCCUGGUUCCAACCUCCAACCUCGCCUGCAGAACUGGAGACCGCCAACACACAGAUCCAAACUGUCGAAGCAAUACACUCCCACCGAAGACAGUGAGGAAGAGUCCACAGGAGAGAAGACCACCGCCGGACGACGAUCUAAAUACAUGUCCGGAGCCGCAUUGGAGCUCAACGCUGGUCCGCGGAAGGAGGAAACUCGAGCUCGUACGCAGUCCAAUGCAUCCCAGACAUCGGUUUUGGAUAACGCAGAUACGGUUUCUUUGAGCUCCCUCAGGUCGACUACCAAAAAGUUGUCGUUGGGAAAGAGGAUAUCGUCGUUCUUUCGUGGACCGACCAACAUCAAUGGCAAGCCCUCCAACUCUUUUCCUGUUUCUUCGCUGACCCAGUCCUUGUCCAACGCAGCAGCAGCAGCAGCAGCGGCAGAGGACUCUACGACCUCCAGAAGCUCAACGCCAUCACUCACGCCAAUCGACGAACUGACACCGCCCGACCGUGCCCAUUCCGUCUAUAUUCACCAACGCUCUCAUUCGACACCCGACCAUAACCAACGGCGAUCUUCUCACCACCACAAGAAUGAGGGUCCUUGCAUCGAUUCACAGCAACAACACCAGCACCAGCAGAUUCAACGACCUACCGUCCAUUUGCAACUCUCUACCUCGUCACCACAGCUUCCGUCGCAUGUUGACAACGAGCUGCACUUGCCUACGCCUCAACGACACAACAAUCGCCAUAGUUUCAUGGGCACCGACAUAACCAACUAUCCAUCCUCAAUCACAUCUACUCACAAGAGGGGAAACCCCCAGAACGGAUACGCCUCCUCCUCGUCCUCAGACACUCUCAUCUCCAAGGUCGAUCGUGAAAAGGCAUCCGUUUGCUUUCAAGCACCAUCGGCCAAGAAGGAAACCUUCACCAGGGAUGCCCACCUCGAUCCAGCAUUGUCGAGCCUGGUUCAGCAACACCGUAAGGACUUCAAGACCAACCAUCGUCUGGGAGGGACACCUCAAUUGACCACCCAGCGCCACUCGCCCCAGCUCCCCGGUCACUCACCUCGCCAACGUGGAUCCAUAUAUCUUCUGGACGACGCUCACCAAGCUCUGCCCCCACCCAUGCUGACGCCGGAUUCGCGACGUGAUUCGAACGGAUCCCAGAACUACGUCAAUCCAUCUUCCAGCCCUGGACUCUACGCAGUUGACACCCAGACGAAGAGACUCUCAACAGGCAGCCAGUAUUUUCAACAACAACAUCCCGACCAUCCUUACACUGGGACCUAUGGCAGCUCGAGUUCAGCCUCUGCCAAGUUAUCGGGAAGUCAAGGAAGCUUAUUGCUCCAGCACCCUGCAGGGCUUCACUUUGACCAAGCGCUUCAGAGUUCGCCAUUGGCAGGACCCCAAAUGACGUCUUCACCCAAACGCCUGUCUACCGUUGGUUACUUUACUCCUCACCAGCAUCAACAACAACAACAACAACAACAACAACAACAACAACAGUUCCAGUCUCAACCCCAACCCAUGCUGUCGCAAAUCUCUCCCUUUCCAAGUCCUAACCUGGGGCCCCUUCCAACAACAGGACUUCUACCCGAGAUGACAAUGCUCCAGCCCACAAUGCAACAGCAGCAGCAAUUAGAGCAACUACAACAGAUUCGAAUCCAACAACAACACGUCUUGCUUCAACAGCAGCAGCAUCUCCAUCAGCAGGCUCAUCAGGCUCAGCAGGCUCAGCAGACACGAACUGCUGUUGCAUUCAACGCCACUGCCGCUCUUCAGCAACAACAACUGCAAUUGCAAAUGCAACAACUCCAACUGCAACAACAACAUCAACAACAACAACAUCAUCAUCAACAACAACAACAACAACAACAACAACAACAACAACAACAACAACAACAACAACAACAACAACAAGUCGGUCUGGGACUUGAUAUGAUGCCAUCCCGAACCCUCGGCACGGCAACAUCUCCAGGAGCUGCCUCUCCACGUGCACGAUCCCCAGCCGCCUUUCAAACACCACACACCCCGACGAUGCACCAAUACCAGCAGCAACAACAACAACAACAACAACAACAACAGCGAUCAAUGAAAACUAACACCAAUAAUACUUUGCACCCUAUGCAAACAUACCCAACAGGGACCGGAUACCGGUAA
Messenger RNA from Linnemannia hyalina, 2385 nucleotides. Lineage: Eukaryota; Fungi; Mortierellomycota; Mortierellomycetes; Mortierellales; Mortierellaceae. The record is from the annotation of a GenBank genome assembly.